Molecule: messenger RNA, 3081 nt
Organism: Acanthamoeba castellanii str. Neff
Lineage: Eukaryota; Discosea; Longamoebia; Acanthamoebidae
Product: DNA repair helicase (rad3) subfamily protein
Exons: 19
Coding region: 1-3081 (1026 amino acids)
Biological process (GO): telomeric loop disassembly; negative regulation of DNA recombination; regulation of DNA-templated transcription
Cellular component (GO): nucleus
Molecular function (GO): DNA binding; hydrolase activity, acting on acid anhydrides, in phosphorus-containing anhydrides; DNA polymerase binding
Source: RefSeq, a predicted model, not a curated record
AUGGAGGAUGAAGGCGACAUGCCGGUGUGGGGCCGUAAUGCCAAGAGGCUGCGCACGGGGUAUAAUGCACCGUAUGGCGACGAGGAGGAAGAAGAAUUGGAGAAUGAAGAUGAAGACGAAGAUAACGAUGAAGAUGAAGGGCAGAGGGAAAUGCAGGUGUACGACAUACGAGGUGUGCCAGUGGGCUUCCCCUUCAACGCCUAUGACAGUACUGGCAAGACGCUGUGUCUUCUGUGUGCCUCUCUUGCCUGGCGGCAGCAGUGGCUCCACUCCCAGUCCAACUCAGCACAAUCCGCAGCCGACUUCGCCGCUGAGUGGCGUAGCAAGGAGAAGCCGCAAUCGCUGUUGUUCAGCGGCGGAGGCGAUAUGCCGCUCGUGGUGCGGGAGAAGCCACCGCGCAUCAUCUACACGUCGCGCACCCACAGCCAGCUCACGCAGGUAAUGAAGGAGCUCAAGAGGACCGCCUACAGCCCUCGCAUGACGGUGCUGGGCAGCCGACGUCAGCUAUGUGUCAACCCCGACGUGGUGAAUACGCCCGGCCGCGACCACAAGUGCCGCUCGCUCGUCACGAGCCGGCGCUGCGAUUACUACAAUCGGCUCGACGAUCUCAAGAAGUCCGAACAGCUGCGCGGCUCCUGCAACGGCAUGUUCGGGGAAGAGGUCGCCGAGGGCGAGAUCACCGACAUCGAAGAGCUCCUCCAGUCCGGCCGGGACCGCGGCCUGUGCGCCUUCUACCUCGCGCGUGAGCUUCAAUACUCGGCCGACAUCAUCUUUGCUCCUUACAACUACCUCAUCGACCCCGCGAUUCGGCGCUCGCUUGGCGUCGACCUGCGCGGUGCGGUGAUCAUUUUCGACGAAGCGCACAACGUGGAGUCGGUGUGUGAGGACAGCGCGUCGUUCGAUCUGCGCGUCGCGGAUAUGAAAGUGGCGAUCAAGGAGCUGGAGAGGGCCGCGGAGCUCGCCGCCUCGCCCAGCUAUUCGGGCGAGACAAACAAGGACGACAUCACCCGCUUCAAAGGGAUGGUGUGGGCCUUGAUCAACGACAUCAACAAGGUGCAUGUGUCCGGCGAUGGAUUUACUCGCCCGGGCGACUACAUCUACGAACUGCUCAACCAGGUGGACAUCAACGCGGACACGUCAGUAGCCCUCACGAACCUCUGCGACAGCCCAUCAGACGAGGAGAGUGGUAUGGGUUUGAAGCCGCUUUCGCUCAAGUCGCUCAACGAUUGCCUCAAGACCCUAUUCAAAGACGGUGUUGACCGACGCGAGGACUUCUCACUCUACUAUAAGAUACACGUGCACGACCAGGCAAGUGCUGCCCAGCGUGGUGCCUAUCGCUUUCAAAGCCGCAAUGCAGAGCGAGUCGUUAGUUGCUGGUGCUUCAACCCGGGCCUGGCCAUGCUGGAGUUGGCAGCGCAGGGCGUGCGCAAUAUCAUCCUCACCUCCGGCACCCUCUCGCCUCUCGCCUCCACCGCCGCCGAGCUCAAAAUCCCGUUCCCGAUCAGGCUCGAGAACAGCCACGUCAUCCAGCCGUCGCAGGUCUGGGUGGGCGUGCUGAGCAAUGGCCCGUCAGACUACCCGCUCAACUCCUCUUUCAAGACGCGCGAGACCGAGGACUACAAGCAGGCACUCGGUAACGCCUUGAUCAACUUCAUGCGCAUCGUGCCAAACGGUCUGCUCGUGUUUUUCCCGUCCUACACGGCACUCACCACCUGCGUCGAUGCUUGGAAGCGACCAGACGAGCAGGCGCGAAACGGUUCGAUAUGGGAACGGAUGUGCCGCUACAAGCAGGCCAUCAUCGAACCCCGCGAGGCGUUCCAGUUCAAAUUGGCCAUGGAGGACUACUAUGCCAAGGUGAAGACCGAAGGCGGCGCGGUGUUCUUCGCCGUGUGCCGCGGCAAGGUGUCGGAGGGCCUCGAUUUCUCCGAUGACAAUGGGCGCGCGGUGGUCAUCACCGGCCUGCCUUUCCCCUCGCUUACCGACGCCAAGGUCAAGCAGAAGCGCAGCUACCUUGAUCACCAGCGCCAAAUCCUCGGCACCAGCUCCUUGCAAGCCAUGCGGGCGGUCAACCAGGCCGUGGGCCGCGUGAUCCGUCAUUCGCGGGACCACGGCGCCAUUAUUUUGGCCGACCAAAGGUUCGGAAUGGCGACUAACCAGUCCGGACUGUCGCUUUGGCUUCGACCUCAGGUCAAAGUGUACAACCAAUUCGGCGUGGCUGCACUCGCCUUGACGCGCUUCUUCAACUUCUUCAAGAACCAAAAGGCCCUUGCUCCUCCGCCUCCACCCAAGGCCAAGCCGACGCCCCGACCCAAGGCCCAGCCCGUCGCGGCUCCUGUACAGAUGGGGCGCCCGGCCAGCCACACGUCACCCUCCAAGUUCGUGCCGCCACGCGUUGCGGGCGGUGCAGCAUCGGCCACGACAGCUCGCGCACCGCAAGCGACCAGCCUGGUUCCGCCCAGGGCCGGUGUCAAGAGGGAACGGGUGGAAGAACCCACCGAAAGGCCAGCGCCGCACGCGCGCGAUGCCACCUCGCCCAUCAAGAGGGAGAGGGGUGAGGAGGCCGCCGUCACCGCCAGCGAGGCACAGGCCUACAUCCGCAGGGUCAAGGGCUGUCUCAGUCCGGACGAGUACAAGACCUUCCAGUCGACGCUGCGGGACUUCCGGGGCAAACAGAUCGAGCUCGCCGAGCUGAUGGAGCGCGUGCAGCAGCUCUUCUCCGGGUCGCAGCGGUAUCCGCUCCUGCGCGACUUUGUCGCGUUCGUUCCGCCACGGCACAGGGCCACCUACCUAGCUAUGCUACCUCAGGAACCGACUGAGGAUCUCCCGCAGCCGGCUGCCUCAGAAGAGCGCUCCCCGGCGCGCAUCUCGGCUCCCCGUCCUGCUCAGUCGCCAGCCCAGGCAGAGCGUUCCGUGCAAGCCCUUUCGCAGGCCCCGCCCCUUCGCUUCGCCCUUGCUGCCGACCACCUCAACAUCACCGACAACCACGCCUGCUGCCGAGUUGAAGAACGAGGCGGAGAUUGCAGGAACGGGCGAGGCGGAUGCGCCGACCUUGCCCUCCGAUCGGCAGCCUUCCGCACGUAA